CGUUCCUCCUCCCUGUCUCUCCCGACUCUCGACGAUCCUCACCCUCCCUCAUAGUCGCUCGCCCUUCAUUCCUGGUAAUCGAUUUGGGAACCACAGUUUGUGUAACAGUUUGCUUGAGACGCAACCGGCCCUCAUAUGGGAUCGUUGCAAGAAAGUUUGAAUAGGUUCAAGAAGCAACAGGAGAAAUGCCAGUCCACACUUAAAAGCAUUGCAGGUUCUAAAACAACCACCAAGACAACUGCUCCUCCUCCUCCUAGAGCUGUGCCUGCAAGCACCUUGGCAAAGUCCCCUCUUCCUGCUGUCAAAUUCUCCAAUGACACGGAGAGGCUGCAACAUAUUAAUAAUAUAAGGAAGAGCCCUGUAGGAGCCCAGAUCAAAAGAGUGAUUGAUCUACUGUUUGAGUCAAGGCAAUCCUUUACAGCGGAACAAAUAAAUGAAGCAUGUUAUGUUGAUGUCAAAGGCAACAAGGCCGUGUUUGAGAGUUUGGCAAAGAAUCCUAAAGUGAAUUAUGAGGGGAAGCGCUUCUCGUACAAGUCCAAGCAUAAUGUGAGAGACCAGAAAGAACUUCUUCGUUUAGUACGAACAUUUGCAGAGGGUAUUGCUGUUGCUGAUCUUAAGGAUGCCUACCCAACGGUCAUGGAAGAUUUACAGGCCCUGAAAGCUGCUCGUCAGAUCUGGCUUCUAUCGAAUUUUGACUCUCAGGAAGAUAUUGCGUAUCCUAAUGAUCCUCGAGUGCCCAUCAAGGUUGAUGAUGAACUAAAAGGGCUAUUCAGGGCAAUCGAAUUGCCACGAGACAUGCUGGAUAUCGAGCGGGAGUUGCAGAAGAACGGGAUGAAGCCAGCCACAAACACGGCUAAAAGGAGAGUAGCUGCUCAGAACUUUGGCAUAUUAACUAAACCAAAACAGAAGAAGAAGAAGACUGAGAUCAGCAAGAGGACAAAGCUCACCAAUGCUCAUCUUCCUGAGCUUUUUCGAAACCUUAAUGGCUGACUUCACUUCAUUUGGCUUGGUAUAUAUAUAUAUAUAUGAGAAGUGUUUACGAUCAUAUUUUGUAAUUUGCAUCACGAUUUCAUCUUUUUCGAUCGAAAUGAAAUGGUUAUCGAGUGUGGAGCUUUCGUUC
Molecule: messenger RNA, 1120 nt
Organism: Cynara cardunculus var. scolymus (artichoke)
Lineage: Eukaryota; Viridiplantae; Streptophyta; Magnoliopsida; Asterales; Asteraceae
Product: general transcription factor IIE subunit 2-like
Exons: 5
Coding region: 136-990 (284 amino acids)
Biological process (GO): transcription initiation at RNA polymerase II promoter
Cellular component (GO): transcription factor TFIIE complex
Source: RefSeq, a predicted model, not a curated record